Messenger RNA from Achroia grisella, 939 nucleotides. RefSeq lists its product as uncharacterized. Bases 10 to 939 code for a protein of 309 amino acids. The record is from RefSeq and is a predicted model, not a curated record. Gene Ontology annotation, molecular function: nucleic acid binding; zinc ion binding. NCBI's taxonomy places the organism in Eukaryota, Metazoa, Arthropoda, Insecta, Lepidoptera, Pyralidae. The transcript has a single exon.
GUGCACAUAAUGUCGAUCGGAAAAAUUGUAGAUUUUGACAUUCAGACGGGCAACUGGACGGCUUACGUGGAGCGGUUAGAAAUGUAUUUUCUAGCAAAUAAUAUAAAAGACAAUGUGAAAUUACCAACAUUAAUAUCUGUAAUGGGGGAUAGUGCAUAUGAAUUGUUAUCGACACUUGCAAAUCCAAAAAAACCAUCGGAAUUAACAUAUAUCGAAGCAGUGGAGCUAUUGCGUCAUCACCUCCAACCGAAGCCAUCACCGUUGGCAGAACGGUACAAGUUUAGACAGCGGCGACAAACAGACAACGAAUCCAUCAGUGAUUAUGUAGCAGUUUUAAAGAAGUUAUGUAAAAAUUGUGAUUUUGGCAGCACACUGGAGGAUAAUAUAAGAGACCAAUUGGUAUGUGGUAUUCGAAGUGACGUUAUCAGACAACGAUUGUUUGCAGAGGAAAAAUUAAUUACCUACGAAAAAGCGGUGACGUUGGCAGGCUCGUUAGAAGCGGCGGAACGGGAUGCGUCCCUUGUCGAUUCAGGCAAAUACUCAUCAGAAUUAACCAAUAAUGCAGUCGGCGGGACCAGCGGGCUGCAUACCAUGGGAUCAUUCAUAAGCCAGCGCGGCGGUAAUAGGACACGACCGGCGACAACAAACGCAAGGCCAGGGGGCGGCAUGGUGCCCCGUAUUAUUGAUAUUUGCGGGUCAUGCGGAGGACGAGAUCACUUAGCAAAUAACUGCAAAUUUAUCAGUUAUGUCUGCAGUAAGUGCGGUACGACAGGCCAUUUGCGUCGAGUCUGUCCCAUGGAGAGGCUAACGUCUGGAAGUGGCGGAAGGGAACACCGACAACGUCAGCAACGCGGAAUUACAAGAGAUCGGCGUGGUUCACGAUAUAACAAUAUCGGCGCAGGUGGCGUGCGAAAUACGAAUUUUAUUGGAAAUGCCUGA